This is a messenger RNA of Candidozyma auris, 1434 nucleotides long. It is a transcript of the gene CTA9, whose product is annotated as Cta9p. Bases 1 to 1434 code for a protein of 477 amino acids. The record is from RefSeq and is a predicted model, not a curated record. Lineage: Eukaryota; Fungi; Ascomycota; Pichiomycetes; Serinales; Metschnikowiaceae. The transcript has a single exon.
AUGGGCUUGGAUCCUCCAUUUGGUGCCGAUUGUCCGCUGGCAUCCCCACUGGUAGAUCUAGUGAAGCCAAGAAUUAUUUUCUCCUCCAAUAUACCGCAAAAAGUUCGAGACUGUGUUUCCGAAAGACGUCUUUUCCUAGGCGGAUCCAAGAGCAGGCUCGUGGAUCUAGCUUCAGAUAUGGGCGAACUAGAGUUUGUUCUCGAACUAAAUACCUUGCUCAUGAGAAACCGACUAUUAACACCGACGGAUUUGGUCCGAAAGAAGUUAGUGUUUGUGGCGAAGAAGAAAGCGCACUCAAAGAAAACUUCCAGAGCACUUCAAGGAUUUACAGGUGUUUGGAGGACGGUUUUAGAGAUGGCAGACUCCUCAGAAGUGUUUGUAGUGCUAUGGAAAGUGAAGCUUGAUUGUUUGCUUAUAGAUUUAGCGAACGUUAGUGACAUUACCAUCGAGCUCAAACAUGACCAGCUUUACGAGUCAUUACUACGAGAUGUUGAGCUCAUAAACAUAACAAAGACAUAUAUUCGACAUAAGCUCCUACUUGGGCUCAAGAACAAUUCCAACAUCACUUCGGACAUUUCCGAUGCUAAUACAAUACUACAAGAUCUGCCUGUGAAUGACUCCUUGCCACUGAUGAGGGAAUUCUACAAUCAGCUUGAAGAGUUUGACAAUACACUUGCUGACAUUACCCUUGACACCAAUACUAGCAUACCUUUUUUUGAAAAACAGCUAAUUUACGAGGAUUUUCCUGAAUUUGAUGUAUCUGAUGAGGACAUGAAAUUACUACACUCUGACGAUAGUGGAAGAUGCACCGUUGAUGAGGAUGAGGAUUUCCAGCUCUCGGACGGGCAAUACUCAAAUAUUUUACUGCCAGCGGUCCCAAGGCAGACCAUCGACACUCCGAAAACUGCGGAAACCUCACCACCAACUCCAAACAAAAAUGAUCUUCUUAGAAAUGAGCUAGUACCCGAAGAGCCUGAUACAUCCAUUCCUAGAAAAACAAUUUUAAGACCGCAGCCACGCACUCCAGUAAGGGGCAAAAGAAUUCUCCACUCUUCUCCACGCGAGGAAAAGGAAGCAAAGACUCGGCCAAUUUCUGUUCCUCCUGAAGCAUCUCCUAAAGUGACCGAUGUACCCGACUUGAAAAAACGACCAUCUUUGUCAACUUUGCAACAGCCAUCACUACAAAAAAAAUCGUCCACUUCUUCUUUUGCAAUGAUCAGCACUGACGAGAACUAUGGCUUGGAGUAUGCCUUUAGAGACAAAUCCCCUACAGUUCCAUCAUAUAUCAAGCAAGACAAAAAGUUCAAGUUUAUCAAGGUUGGUAAAGUGCAGAAAUUUGUCAAUUUGUUCGAGGAACAAGCACCUGCCUCUACACCUACCAGUAGAUACACUUCUCGCACUGGCAGUCCGCUUAGAGGCUCGAAGCUCAGGUAA